Molecule: messenger RNA, 2018 nt
Organism: Brassica napus (rape)
Lineage: Eukaryota; Viridiplantae; Streptophyta; Magnoliopsida; Brassicales; Brassicaceae
Product: cytochrome P450 71B7-like
Exons: 2
Coding region: 335-1858 (507 amino acids)
Molecular function (GO): iron ion binding; oxidoreductase activity, acting on paired donors, with incorporation or reduction of molecular oxygen; monooxygenase activity
Source: RefSeq, a predicted model, not a curated record
GAUGAUAUUAUAAAAAAUAUCGAUAUCUACCACAAAAUAGGAUAGACUUAUUUUUUAUUUUAUUAAUUACAAGUCUCCCAUAAAUAAAUAAAAAUACAUUUUCUUUCUAGACCAUUGUAAGAGUCGUAAACAGCCUUGAUUAAUGUAAGAGUUACGUAUACAGACAAAUCAAACGAUUAUUCAACCGAUAUAUAUAUAGACAAUUAUUAAAAAAAAAAAAUUGUCUAUAUAACACGUUUUCUCAAAUAAUUGUCUAUAUAUAUAUCGGUUGAUCUAAGCUCAGUUCUUCAUCCAAUACACAAGAGAGAAGUAAGAAGAAACAGAGUAGCAAACAAUGUCAACGUUCAUCUACUUCCUCUUUCCUUUAGCUAUCUUUGUAGUUUCCUUCUUCAUCAUAGCAAAGAAACACAAACCCUCAAAAUGGAAACUUCCACCUGGUCCCAAGACACUUCCGAUCAUCGGAAACUUGCACAACCUCAAAGGACAGCCUCACACGUGUUUUACAAACCUCUCCAAAACAUACGGACCAGUGAUGCUUCUCCGUUUCGGAUCCGUCCCCGUGGUCGUGAUCUCAUCUAGAGAAGGAGCAGAAGAAGCUCUCAAGACCCAAGAUCUCGAAUGUUGCAGCCGACCAGAAACCGUCGCGACAAGAAUGAUCUCUUACAACUUCAAAGACAUAGGGUUCGCUCCUUACGGUGAGGAAUGGAAAGCGCUGAGGAAGCUCGUGGUCGUUGAGCUUUUGAACAUGAAAAAGUUUCAGUCGUUCGGUUGCAUCAGAGAGGAAGAGAAUAACGUGUUGGUCAAGAAACUAACCGAAGCGGCUCUGACACGUUCCCCUGUGAAUCUGAAGAAGACCCUUUUCGCGCUCGUUGCGAGUAUUAUCUGUAGGCUCGCGUUUGGGAUAGAUAUCCACAAAUGCGAGUUCGUGGAUGAGGACAACGCUGCGGAUCUAGUUCACAAGUUUGAGUUGCUCGUUGAUGGUAUUGCAUUCUCUGAUUUUUUCCCUGGAGUGGGUUGGAUCCUCGACCGAGUGUCCGGACAGAACAAGACACUGAACAAUGUUUUCUCGGAGCUAGACACUUUCUUCCAGAACAUACUCGAUGCUCAUCUUAAGCCUGGAAGAACAGUAUCCGACAACCCUGAUGUCGUUGACGUGAUGGUUGGUUUGAUGAAGAAACAAGAGCAAGAUGGAGAUUCUUUCAAGCUCACCACAGAUCAUUUCAAAGGAAUCAUCUCCGACAUAUUUCUAGCAGGAGUAAACACAAGCGCCAUCACAAUGAUAUGGGCCAUGACGGAACUGAUCCGAAACCCUAAUAUAAUGAAGAAAGUGCAACACGAGAUUCGGACAACACUUGGGGACAACAAGGAGAGACUCACAGCAGAUGACCUAAACCAUCUUCACUACUUGAAGCACGUGAUCAAAGAGACGUUUAGGUUACAUCCAGCAGCUCCACUCUUGCUCCCGAGAGAGACCAUGUCUGAUAUCAAGAUCCAAGGAUACGACAUCCCCAAGAAAUCUCAGAUGAUGAUCAACGUUUACUCGAUCGCACGCGAUCCAGAAAUUUGGUCAAACCCGGAUGAGUUCAAUCCUGACAGGUUUAUCGACAGUUCCGUGGAUUACAAGGGACUGAACUUUGAGCUUUUGCCGUUUGGUUCUGGUCGGAGAAUAUGUCCCGGGAUGAAUAUGGGAAUAGCUACCGUAGAGUUGGGACUGCUAAAUUUGCUCUACUUCUUUGAUUGGGCAGUGCCUGAAGGGAAGACUAUCAAAGACAUGGACCUGGAAGAAACAGGAUCGCUCAUUAUCAGUAAGAAGUCAACUCUUGAGCUUGUUUCGCUUUUAUAUAACUUAAACAAAUAGUCCAUAAUAAGAUACAUGUAUUUGUACUCGGCUUCGUAUUUUUGAUUUUGUAAUAUUUUUUCUUAUAUUAAACAUUAUAUCAUAUAUCUGAAAGAUUGGGUUGUCAAAUCAGAUUUUCAUGAUCUGAACAUGAGAAAUGAAUUAAUUAAGUUUGAACUAA